Humulus lupulus (European hop) is the source of this 1524-nucleotide messenger RNA. RefSeq names its product cytochrome P450 81Q32-like. NCBI's taxonomy places the organism in Eukaryota, Viridiplantae, Streptophyta, Magnoliopsida, Rosales, Cannabaceae. The record is from RefSeq and is a predicted model, not a curated record. Gene Ontology annotation, molecular function: monooxygenase activity; oxidoreductase activity, acting on paired donors, with incorporation or reduction of molecular oxygen; iron ion binding. The transcript is spliced from 2 exons. Bases 1 to 1524 code for a protein of 507 amino acids.
AUGGAUCAACAACUCUUACUAUACACCUCUCUUUCCUUUAUCAUCAUCCUGAUCUUGGCUUGUUACAAGCUCUUCUUCCAAACCAAGAAACGACACUACAAAAACCUACCACCAUCACCACCCUCUCACCCCAUAAUCGGCCACCUCCAUCUCCUCAAACCACCACUCCACCGAGCUCUGCACAUUCUUUCAUCCAAAUACGGCGACGUUUUCACACUCUGGCUCGGGUCACGCCGCGCGGUCAUCGUCUCAUCCCCUUCCGUCGUAGAGGAAUGCUUCACUACAAACGACAUCGUUUUCGCCAACCGCCCACCUUUCCUCAUGGGCAAGCACGUAGGCUACAACUACACCACCAUCCUCUCCUCCUCUUACGGCGACCACUGGCGGAACCUCCGCCGUAUCGGGGCCAUCGAGAUCUUCUCCUCCGCCCGUCUCAACCUCUUCCUCGAUAUCCGUAAAGACGAGAUCAAGCGACUCCUCUUUAAAAUCUCGCGAAGUAGAAGCAGCAGAGUGGAGCUGAAGUCAAAACUACAGGAGCUGAGUUUCAACAUCGUACUGAGAAUGGUGGCCGGAAAACGGUACUACGGCGAUGACGUCACAGAUGAGGAGGAGGCUGAGAAGUUUCGAGAGAUUAUGAAAGAGGUUCUUGCGAAUUCCGGAGCUGGAAAUCCGGCUAAUUUUUUGCCGAUACUGAAUUGGAUUCCGAAUGGUUAUGAGAAGAAGGUGAAGAGGCUUGCGAAGAAGACAGACUCAUUCUUCCAGGGUUUGAUCGAAGAGCAACGGAGUAACAAAGAUGGGAAACGGAACACCAUUAUCGACCAUUUACUUUCUUUGCAGGAGUCUCAACCUGAAUAUUACACUGACCAAAUCAUCAAGGGCUUCGUACUGAUAUUAUUGUUUGCUGGAACUGAUACAUCAGCAGUGACACUAGAAUGGGCAAUGUCCAAUUUAUUGAAUCAUCCUUAUGUUCUAACAAAAGUCAAAGCUGAGCUAGACUCUCAAAUCGGUCAACAACAAUUGGUGGAUGAAUCAGAUCUUUCUAAACUCCCUUAUCUCCAAUGUAUCAUUUCUGAGACCUUACGAUUGUAUCCAGCUGGUCCACUUCUUGUACCUCACUACUCCUCAAAUGAUUGCACCAUUGGCGGAUACGAUGUGCCAUGUGACACUAUUUUAUUGGUCAAUGCAUGGGCCAUACAUAGAGAUCCUAAAUUGUGGGAUGACGUCGAGAGUUUCAAGCCUGAAAGGUUUGAGAACAUUAAUGGAGACGAAGAAGGAUACAAACUAAUGACAUUUGGACUUGGAAGACGAGCUUGUCCUGGAAAAGCCCUAGCCCAACGCAUGAUGGGCUUGACAUUAGGGUCCUUGAUUCAAUGCUUUGAUUGGGAGAGAGUUGAUGAUGAUAAAAUUGAUAUGGCGGAAGGUAAAGGACUCUCUAUGCCUAAAGCAGUGCCAUUAGAAGCUUUGUUUAAAGCUCGCCCUAUCAUGAGAAACUUUUUCUCCCAGUCCAUUAAUAAUGACAUUUAA